This is a messenger RNA of Schistocerca cancellata (South American locust), 3425 nucleotides long. RefSeq lists its product as uncharacterized. The record is from RefSeq and is a predicted model, not a curated record. Gene Ontology annotation, cellular component: nuclear inner membrane; endoplasmic reticulum membrane. Gene Ontology annotation, molecular function: oxidoreductase activity, acting on the CH-CH group of donors, NAD or NADP as acceptor. The transcript has 23 exons. Lineage: Eukaryota; Metazoa; Arthropoda; Insecta; Orthoptera; Acrididae. Gene Ontology annotation, biological process: sterol biosynthetic process. Bases 185 to 2770 code for a protein of 861 amino acids.
CGCCAAUCAGAACCGUUUGUUUAGAGUUUCAUGGAGGAGUUUGAAUUUCCGCUUGAAGGAAAGUGAAAAGUGUUGUGUCGUGGUACUGCGUUGUUGUGAGACGAGUCGUGUUGAAGUGUUGUUUGUUGUCAAUCGUUUUGUGUAUUGGUUUGUUUUCUGUGGUGAAAUUACAUAAUUUUUUCGGAUGAAGAUCAUGAAGCUAAAGAAGGGUGCAAGAUGUAUGGCCAAAUGGCUAAAUACUCAUUUCUACUAUUGGUGCACUAUAAUUGAACCAGUUGGUGAGGAGUGGAAAGUUCAAUUUGAUGAUGGAACAGUUGCUGUAGUUAAAGCAAAAGAUUUGCAUGAAACACCACCAGCAGAUGCACGCAACCCAGUUCGUAUAAUCACACGUAGCACACCUAGCAAAAAUCGGAAGAGACCUGAAGAGAUACGAAAAUCUCCAGCUAGAAAGGUCCGUAAACUGUUUACUGAAGAAGAGAACAUCAGAUUGGGUGCCAAAUUAGGCGAUGUAAAAGAAAGUGCUACUGCAGCUGAGAAAGAGUCCAUAAUUGAGUCAGAUCUGAUGGAGGGUCUGAAAGACAAGGAGUCACAUGAAAAUUUGACAGGUGCUGCAGAUGUCCAGCCAUCUUUGCGUGAAAAAAGUGUGUCAAAAGAGAUUGAAAAUCUGACACAAAGUGCUGCAGAUGACAACCCAUCAUCACGUGAAAAAAGUGUGCCAAAAGCGAUUGAAAAUCUGACACAAAGUGUUGCAGAUGUCCGCCCAUCUUCACGUGAAAGAUCAGUUAGUGUGUCAAAAGAAGCUGAAGAUGUGACAUACAGGCCUAGAAUUGCAGAUAUCCUCUCCUCUCCAUUUAAAAGAACAGAUGGUUCUGUAGAUAUCCGUUCGUCUCCAUUUACAAGAUCUGUUAGUGUGACGAGAGAGACUGAAGCUACGAUACACAAUACUGGAGAUGUCCGCCAACCACCAUCUAGGGCAUCAGUUAGUGUUACAGCAUGGACUGAAGAUAUGAAAGGUGGUGCUGAAGAUGUCCGUCCUUCGCCAUCCCGAAGCUCAGCUACUGUGGAAAUACAGAAAGAAAGUUUCACACGUAGUGUGAAAACAUAUGCUGCAUCAUAUCUUGACAGAGAUUUGCGCAGCCUGUCAUAUCUGGACAGAGGUAUCCCCAGCCGACUUUUGAAGGAAGGUUCUGUUGAUGUGCCAAGAUAUGGAAAGUCAUACUUUGGGGGAGAUUUCCAAAGACGACUGUCGAAGGAAGGCUCUGUUGAUGUGCCAAGAUAUGGAAAGUCUUACUUUGAGGGAGAUUUCCAAAGACGACUGUCGAAGGAAGGCUCUGUUGGAUUAGCAGAUCUCCGCCCAUCUGCAAUUAGAGGAUCAGACAAUUUGCUGAAUGAGAGAGGGAAAGUGACACCUGGAUCAGCAGAUCUCCGCCCAUCUGCAAUUAGAGGAUCAGACAGUUUGCUGAAUGAGAGAGGGAAAGUGACAGCUGAUUUGACAAGACACACAGCAUCAAAUGUGGACAGAGGUCUCCAAAGACAGCUGGUGAAGGAAGGUUCUGCUGAUUCUACACUUGCUACCAAGUACGUGAAAGAUAAUGAAAAAAAGUAUCUGAAUAAAUAUCCUAUGGAAUUUGGAGGAAGACUUGGUACUUUGUUGCUGAUUUUAUUACUGCCUUUAUAUGUCUUGAGUUUGUUUAGUUUUAAUUUGGUACCGGACCCAACAAAAUUUGAAGUAUUGUUUCAAAUGCAGCUUUUAAUGAUUCCUCAAGUGGCUGUUGGAAUAAUAAUGCUUAUAAUUUUCCAAGCUGUACUUAGCAUUGUGCCAAUUGGCAAAGUUGUCAGUGGACCUCUGACUAAGCUUGGGAUUUUGAAAAUGCGGUGUAAUGGGAUUUUCGCAGCCCUGUUUGCACUGGUUCUAACUUCAUCAGUGUGCUACUUCAAAAGGGAAGUUGCUGACAUUGUAGUCAGUGUGUAUAGUGAGGCUGCAGUUUCAGCAAUGCUUGUGGGAAUUGUAUUUUCUCUAAUUCUGUACAGAAGAGGUGGUAAAUUGCCUAUCUCCUAUCUUAAUCCAUAUGGAUCAAAAGGCUUUAUGUGGUAUGACUUCUGGAUGGGACGAGAAGUUACUCCUCAUAUUGGAAAAUUCAAUGUAAAGCUCAUCCUUCAUCGAUUUUCCAUAAUUAUUGUGAUUGCACUGAACAUGUUGAUUGCCACAAAGGCAUAUUUGCAGGGAGUGGAAGAAGAAAUAUUAAGAUCUGUUAUAAUAUCUACAAUAUUGCAGUCAUUAUAUUCCUUACACUUUAUUUUUCAUGAAGACCUGUAUCUGUAUUCCUUCCUAGCUAUCUCAGAAGGUGUUGGAUACAUGAUAGCAGUGGGAUUUAUGACAUUUCCUUUCAUAUUGACAUUCACUACAAAAGCUAUCUUGGACUAUAGAUUAAAGGCAUCACUGACAGAAAUGUAUAUUGUACUGUGUUCGUAUACAAUUGGACAAAUAUUAUUACAGUCGAGCAGUCACAGGAAAAUGCUCUCUCUAAAAAAUCCAGUCACCUCAGUUUGGAGGGUGAAUUUGCUGCCUAAAUGGAGUGCUGCUGUUCAGAUCAGAGCAUAUAUGGGAGAGAUAAUUAUUUAUUGGGCUUUGGCUUUGGUUGCUGGUACCACUUACCUUGGUAUUUUCAUAAUACCAUCAGCAUUUACAGUUACUGUGCUUUCAAGAGCCUUCAGAGAAUAUAAACGUUCAGCAGCCUAUCAAGCAGGUGAAGUUAACACCAAACAGUAAUAAGCUGUAAUUCUCAGUAACUCUUGUGAAACAAGACCAUGCUAAAUGAUUGUGAAUAUGGGGCUAACUGCCAUGUUCAAAUAUGGAAUCAUUUAUAAAUUUUUUUUUGUGUGAUAACUAUUGUGCACUAUUUGAACUGUCUUUGUUUAGCAAUUGAGCACAUACAUUUUCUUAAAAAAGAGUUUUCAAAGAUUUUAAGAUGGUUCAAAAUUACAAAUGAUCUUUAUGUAGCACUUUUUAUGUUCUUGUAAGUAAUCUGAAAGAUUAUAGGAGCAUCAACAUUUAUUGUGGCAAGUUUAGUUUUCAUUGAUCUAAGAAGACUGUUAAAACAGUAAUUUUUAAAAAAAUGUGUUUUUGGCUAGUACUUAUAGUUAAUUAUUUAAUAUUAUUAUUAUUAUUAUUAUUAUUAUUAUUAUUAUUAUUAUUAUUAUACGUAUCACUCUACAAUAUUAUUAUUAGUAUUAUUAUACGUAUCACUUUAUGAGAGUACAAAUCAAAGCCCUUACUGAUUGAUAUGUUAUAAACGCCAUUCAGACUAUGGCACGAACUGAACAAAUAUCAUUUCAUGCUGUGUAUUUUAUAUUUGGUUAUUUUCUAUAUUUUUGUUGUAAUUAUUUUCUAAUUGUGUUGUUUAAAUAAAUAGGUUUAGGUUAAA